Molecule: messenger RNA, 471 nt
Organism: Strongyloides ratti
Lineage: Eukaryota; Metazoa; Nematoda; Chromadorea; Rhabditida; Strongyloididae
Product: Ubiquitin-conjugating enzyme E2 L3
Exons: 2
Coding region: 1-471 (156 amino acids)
Source: RefSeq, a predicted model, not a curated record
AUGAGUUCUUCCCAUCGACGUCUUGUUAAGGAAAUUAAUGAUAUAAAGAAUUCUGGAAAUGCGGGAUUUGUAAAUCUUGAAUUUAAUGAGAGUAAUCUUCUUCAUUGGGAAGGACUUUUGAUACCAGAUCGUGAACCAUAUAACAAAGGUGCUUUUAAAAUAUCAAUUGAUUUUCCACCAGAAUAUCCAUUUAAGCCUCCAAAAGUAUUAUUUUUAACUAAAAUAUACCAUCCAAAUGUUGAUGAAAAGGGGCAGGUUUGUCUUCCAAUUAUAGCACCGGAAAAUUGGAAACCAGCAACAAAAACGGAACAAGUAAUUAAUGCUUUGUUGGGUCUUAUUGUAGAACCAGAACCAGAUCAUCCACUAAGAGCGGAAAUUGCCGAAGUUUUUAUUAAUGAUAGGAAAACAUUUAAUAAGAAAGCUGAUGAAUAUACCAAGAAACAUGCUGAGAAGAUUCCUGAAAAUAGAUAA